AAAUAAAACUGAAAAUUCAUUUGGAAUUGUUUUGAUCGGGACAAUUCAUUCAUUGAACAACGUUGACUUGUUUUCAUAGUAGUAGAAAGUAUGAGUCGAGAGCUUGAACAACCAAAAGAUUGGAUUUCCUCCUUUAGCAAACAAGAAUGGAAAACACCUGCAGUUGCUGUUGCAGGCACUUUAGCUUCCUUGGGUCUUAUUCGAUUGUACUCUAAUGGCCCUGUCUAUCGAAAAACGGUUAACCUGAAAGGAAAAGUAGUCGUUGUUACUGGUGCCAAUACGGGCAUUGGAAAGGAAACUUGUAUUCAGUUGGCGAAAAUGGGCGCCACCAUAGUGAUGGCUUGUCGAGACUCUUCAAGAGCACUCAAAGCAAAAGAACAAGUUGUAAAACUAUCCAAAAACGAGGAUAUAGAUAUCAUUCGGUUAGAUUUAAGUGAUUUAUCUUCCGUUCGUCAAUUUGUUUCCGACUUUUGCAAGAAAUAUUCCCGACUGGAUAUUUUAUUUUGUAAUGCAGGGGUUAUGGCUUUACCCAAAAGAGAAACAACCAAAGACGGUUUUGAGAUGCAAUUCGGAGUCAAUCAUUUGGGACAUUUCCUGUUGACCAA
Messenger RNA from Galdieria sulphuraria, 605 nucleotides. RefSeq names its product protochlorophyllide reductase. NCBI's taxonomy places the organism in Eukaryota, Rhodophyta, Bangiophyceae, Galdieriales, Galdieriaceae. The transcript is spliced from 2 exons. The annotation marks the transcript as partial. The record is from RefSeq and is a predicted model, not a curated record.